AUGGCUACCGAAUUGACCGUCCAGUCCGAGCGCGCUUACCAGAAGCAGCCUCACAUCUUCCUGAACCACAAGGUCGGCGGACCCCGCAAGAACACCCGCAGUAGGAGAUGGUAUAAGGAUGUCGGUCUGGGCUUCCGUACGCCCAAGACAGCCAUUGAGGGCACCUACAUCGACAAGAAGUGCCCAUUCACCGGCAUGGUCUCCAUCCGUGGCCGUAUCCUUACCGGAACUGUCAUGUCCACCAAGAUGCACCGCACCUUGAUCAUCCGCCGCGAGUACCUCCACUUCAUUCCCAAGUACUCCCGUUACGAGAAGCGCCACAAGAACCUUGCCGCACACGUUUCCCCCGCUUUCCGUGCCGAGCCCGGUGACCAGGUCGUUGUUGGCCAGUGCAGGCCCCUCUCCAAGACCGUCCGUUUCAACGUUCUCCGUGUCCUCCCCCGUAGUGGAAAGGCCGCCAAGCAGUUCUCCAAGUUUUAA
Messenger RNA from Plenodomus lingam JN3, 480 nucleotides. RefSeq names its product 40S ribosomal protein uS17 (gene RPS11A). Gene Ontology annotation, cellular component: cytosolic small ribosomal subunit; ribosome. Gene Ontology annotation, molecular function: structural constituent of ribosome. The record is from RefSeq and is a predicted model, not a curated record. Gene Ontology annotation, biological process: translation. Lineage: Eukaryota; Fungi; Ascomycota; Dothideomycetes; Pleosporales; Leptosphaeriaceae.